This is a messenger RNA of Zootermopsis nevadensis, 1600 nucleotides long. RefSeq lists its product as uncharacterized. Gene Ontology annotation, molecular function: RNA polymerase II cis-regulatory region sequence-specific DNA binding; DNA-binding transcription factor activity, RNA polymerase II-specific. Lineage: Eukaryota; Metazoa; Arthropoda; Insecta; Blattodea; Termopsidae. The record is from RefSeq and is a predicted model, not a curated record. Gene Ontology annotation, biological process: regulation of transcription by RNA polymerase II.
ACACUUCGUUACUUCACUUGCCUAGGACUAAUGGAAAUUCUUAUUAUUUUAAGACAUUUCUAUUAUUCAACACAGUGCACUUAAUCUGACUCCAUGAUAUAAAAAGUUUAUAGUUAUUACAUCUCUCACGAAAUUCUCUGAUGUUCGAAGUCGAAUGUGCAGCAAGUAUCUAGGAAACUUUGAUGUAAAUAAUUUAUCACGCAAACGGAAAACGCAGAAAAUGGCGAGUUAUGGGAGUGAUUGUUAUAAUUUCAUUUGAGAAAUUGAAUCUUGCAAUAUGGCUGCAACCGUCAAAGUGGAAUCUGAAUCAGUUGCUGACAUUGAUCCAUUAUCUACAAAGAGUGAAAAUGAGAUUCUUGACAUAAAACAUGAAAACUAUAUUCUACCUGUAGUGAUGAAAGAAAGUGAAUACAUUACAGGUGAUAUCAAGCCAGAAUUUGAUUCAGAUAGUGAUGAUACUCAACUAAUGCCUUCACCUGGACAUGGAGAACUCUUUGAAAUGAUACUUGACGAGGAUCCUGUCCCCAUAAUCAUGAGUGAACCAGAGACUAUUGAAGGGCAUGUUUGUGAGCAUGAUCGCCGGCAUGGAAAAUCACACUCGUCAAAACGAGGUCACACGUGUACAUUCUGUGGAAAAUCCUUUAUUCGUAAACAACACCUGACAGAUCAUAUACGUAUGCACACUCAAGAAAGACCUUAUACAUGCGACAUAUGUAAGAAAUCAUUUUCUCGGAAGGGUUACCUGAAGAUACACCUUCGUUUCCACACUGGACAUCAACCUUUUUCAUGCAGGAUUUGUAACAAAUCUUUCAACCAAAGGAGUCAACUAGAGACGCACGUUUAUGAACAUACAGCAGAAGGACCUUAUUCGUGUGAUGUAUGUGACAAGUUAUUCAGUGACAGGAUUAAUCUUAUACUCCACCAGCGUGUGCAUUCGGUUCAUUAGCAAUGUCAUGGUCACUUUUCCAAGGUUGUGGCAAAAGAUGUCAGUCAAAAGAAAAAAUUCCCAUGUCUUUCCUGUAUUUACAUGCCAUAUAGCAAUUAUAUAAGCAAAGUUGUGCUAUUUACUUGGCGCGCGUGGGGGGGUGGAUACAUAGCUACUUCUCGUUCUUUACCUCAGUAGGGGCAAGCGGUCAGCAUCAAGCCCUGGCUGUGCUUCACUGCUGGGGAAACGAUUCCUUGUACCCACUGGAUAAGAGGUUGGGUGGGCUUCAGCGCCAGAAGAAAAAACCUUUGCCCCUGGCAGGGAUCAAACCCUGGUCAUCCAGUCCUCAGUCAGCCACUAUGCUGAUUAAGCUGCCCUAGCUCUAAGUGAUUAGAUAAGCAUAAAAUAAUUCUUAGCUACUAAAUCAUCUUGUUUUCGUUAAAAAGAUUUGUUGAUUUCAGACUAGUAGCUGAAAGAUGGCAGAAUCUGUUGCGUUAGUUUUCAUGCUGUCGUAGGGGCACGGGAAUUUUUUAGUCUGACUGACAGCCCGGUGCACUGUAAUGUGAGAGACACCAUACCCUGUCCAUACACGUAUGGCGUGUCAGAACCUGGUCUUGUAGGUUUGUGUUUUUCAUCACUGUCAUAAGCCCUCAAAUAAAUAUUUCAUGGUGGUUC